AUGUUUUCUUGGCUAGGCAAAAACAACGAGAAAAAAGAGCAAAAUGUAUUGGAAACUGUAAGUGAAGGACUUCGAAAAAUUUACAAAGAAAAGCUUUUUCCAUUGGAAGAAUUUUAUAAUUUUCAUGAUUAUCAUUCGCCAGCAUUAGAUGACCCCGACUUCAAUGCAAAACCGAUGAUUUUGUUGGUUGGACAAUACUCGACAGGAAAAACAACGUUUGAAUUUUUGUUUAUUUUUGAAAUAUAUUUAAAUGUUGGGGUCUACUUGGGUGUGAUAGGAAUCCAUUUUUUCAUUUUCUGGUACUUUUAUUAACACUGGUUGAGUUAUAGGUCAGGGAGGUUCUUUCGCGUUCGUUUUUUCCUUUUCUGUCUUCCUUCUUUUUAAAAUUCAGAAAGUCGCAUAGCUUAAAAACUCUUACCUAUUAGAAGUGUUUUAAUCACUUUGGAUUCCACACUUGAGUUUAGACUAGAUUUAGUUAAUUUUGCGGUUUUUGGAUAGUGAUCCCCUAGUCCUUGCAAGUAAAGUUGGCCGAUGGUUGGAAAUCUUCGGAUAACCGGAUCCAAACUGAAAAUUAAAGGAUAUUCGGCCUUGUUGGGAUCCAGAUCUAGUCCUUCCGAGUGGUCUUAACCAGCUAUUGGUCUUUGGGCCUUUUUUCAAGGGUUG
Meloidogyne enterolobii is the source of this 663-nucleotide messenger RNA. Lineage: Eukaryota; Metazoa; Nematoda; Chromadorea; Rhabditida; Meloidogynidae. The record is from the annotation of a GenBank genome assembly.